Molecule: messenger RNA, 447 nt
Organism: Striga asiatica
Lineage: Eukaryota; Viridiplantae; Streptophyta; Magnoliopsida; Lamiales; Orobanchaceae
Source: the annotation of a GenBank genome assembly
AUGACACUGCUUCAAUCCCUUAGCGUCCAUGGUGGUGUCUGCAAGGGAUCAAGGGGCGGUGAAGAUGGCCCGUCGCUACUGUUCAAGUCCGCUGCGCCGGUGGUGGUCGGGUCCGAGGCUUGCGAUCGGGCGUUCCUCUGGAUCCGAGUCGUCUCUGGUGCUGAAACGAACGGGUGUGACAGUGGUGGCUGCGGGUUCCUCUGGUGGUAUCGGCAGCCGCGGUUGGUUUGGUGCGGGAGCAUCUUGGUUGACAAGUCUCUCGGUGCGGCUCAGGGGUGGCGUCUUGGCAUCUCUGGACGGGGUCAUUGUUCGAUUUGCCCAGCUCUAAUCAGCCGUUUGUUAGAGUGUCUAAAGCUCGUGCUCGGGCAAUGGGUCUGUUUCUUCGUUAGGGGCCUCUCGGGGUGCCGUCCUGUUGGAGGUGUUAGGAGAGUUUGCGGUCGAUAUUAG